Molecule: messenger RNA, 2182 nt
Organism: Gasterosteus aculeatus aculeatus (three-spined stickleback)
Lineage: Eukaryota; Metazoa; Chordata; Actinopteri; Perciformes; Gasterosteidae
Source: RefSeq, a predicted model, not a curated record
AGGAGGGGACUUUAUUACGAGGAUCUGUAUUGAACCAAAGGCUUUGACAGCCGGUAUGUCACGUGUACGAUUCAUGCCGUUAACACUCAAUGCUAUCAAUGCAAACCAACACACGGUUGGAAUUUUCUUGUUUCUGAGUUUUACUGAUAGCUCAAUGCUGUAUAGUUUUUAAAAAUGAGAACUUAAAAUACGUGCAUGCUCACAUACGUGCUGUGUUAUGUGUUUGGUUGUUUAUAAUUCAUUGCCUGACCUUUUCUGACUUUUUAAAAUCUAAUUAAUCUAAAUGAACCUGAAAACUGCUAUGACAUUUACUUUUUGUUCAUUAUUAAAUUUAAAUUAGUUUAUCAUACAAUCAUGUUGGAAUUUAACCUCGAAUAACUUGACUACCUCUCUUUGGGGAAAACAGGCCCCAGUAAGCACUCAAGGUAAAUAAAAACUCUAUAUGCUAAUCAAAAGAAUCAUGCAGUUUUCUCAUUAAUCAGACCCUGGUUAUCAGGUAGUGGUCACCAACCUUUUUAAGCCCUAUUGGACUAUUGGAAUCCAUCACUGUCUUUUCUCUGGGGGGGCCGGGCCGGACCCCCCAGAGGGCAAUCAUUUGAUACUCUUUUAUCCAACCUCCCUUUAAUCCAUGACAUAAGGUGACAAAUGGACUUAUGACGCGUCCAUGAAUCAUCUCUCUGGGUGUCAAAAAGCACCCGUCAGGAAACCCUUUCCUGUCUAUUUUUAAAGGGAAGUGAACACUUGCUUGUACAGCACUUUGUUAUUUUCUUUUUCAUGCAGACGCCACCGUCAGCACAUACACUCGCGGCAUGAACGACUCCACUGAGCUGUCUUCUGCGGAGGAAAUGGCCCCUGAGGAGUUUGACGGCGGGACAGCAGUGGCUUGUGUGAUCCUGGCCCUGUCCUUCCUGGUGGGAGCUCCGGGGAACCUCCUGGUGAUCUGGACUAUCCUGAAGCACGUCAAGCAGCGUUCCCACACGGUGGUGGUCAUCCUGCACCUGGCCGUGGCCGACCUGCUGGUCCUCAUCACCCUGCCUCUGUGGAUCUACUCCCUGGCCCACUUCUGGCUGUUCGGAGAGGCCGCCUGCAAAGCCAUGGUCUUCAUGAUCAACACCUGCAUGUACAGCAGCGUCUUCCUCAUUACCCUCAUGAGCGUGGAGCGCUUCGUUGCCGUGCGGUACCCCUUCGUAUCGGCCGGCUGGAAGAGGAAAAGAGCUCUGAAUAAGGUUCUGCUGGCUCUGUGGACGGCAGCCUUCUUGUUCAGCAUACCCGUCAUCCCAACGCAGGUGGUAGGGGCGGAUUCCGGCGAGGAGCACUGCCUGUACCGCCAGUACAGUUCGCCGACCCAGGAGCUGGUGUGCAUGCUGCUGGAGACCCUGGUGGGCUACGUAUUACCCUUCUUCAUCCUGGUGGUCUGCUACGGUUGCCUGUGCAGCCGGAUCACGAAGAUGACCUUCAAGUCGAAGCGCAAGUCCACAGUUCUCAUCGCCAGCGUGGUGGUCGUGUUCGCCGUCUGUUGGACGCCUCAUCACAUAGUAAACGUCCUCUCGCUCAUCAUCCUGGCCUGUGAAGACCACCUCCCUGCCGCAGCGGAGAACCUGGAGAGCGCCAGGGACACCGUGACCUUCAUCGCCGGGGCCAUGGUCUUCAUCAGCAGCACCGUCAACCCCAUCCUGUACAUGUUCGCGGCUCGCUCCUUCAGGAGCUCCCUGCGGGACACCGGCAUCCAAAAGCUCUUCCGCCACAUCUCCAGCACCUCCCCAGGUGAGGGCAAUAAAGAGUUGUCCUUCGUGUCCAAGAGACAGAGCAAUCAGACCAACAGUUCUCAGUGUGUGUCGGAGUCAAAGGUUCAAAUGGACAUAUUAAUAAAAAUGUGCGAAAAUAAUCCAUCCUGAUAUUGAAAUGCUACGACAUGCCUGUGCUGUGUGUAGAUAUUCAUGUGUACAGUGUUAAGGUUUUUUAAAAGAAUUUUGUCUGAAAUUACAACACAGAAAAACAAGAAUUAAGAGAUAAUCUGUGUAAUACAUGCCAACUCUGUAAAUUACCUAAUUGAAAUGUUCUUUUUAAAAAGAGAUGUUUGUUUUUUAAUGGUUACCAUAUAUUUAUAAAUCUGACAUAUAUUAUGUACUUCUAUGUUAUAUAAGUGCCAUAUGGAAAAAUAAAUGUUUGAUAUGCCAACAUA